Hydra vulgaris (swiftwater hydra) is the source of this 1233-nucleotide messenger RNA. RefSeq names its product zinc finger HIT domain-containing protein 2. The record is from RefSeq and is a predicted model, not a curated record. Lineage: Eukaryota; Metazoa; Cnidaria; Hydrozoa; Anthoathecata; Hydridae.
AAAAAAAAAAGAAAAGAAAAUUGAUACAUAGAAUUUUGAUACCUAUAAUUUGAGUUAUGUUAUAGGUGUCUACAUAUAAGAAUGGAAGAAAAGAGCUCUAAGUGCUUAUUUUGCCAAAAACCAUCAAAAUAUACAUGCCCUCGAUGUUUUGUUCAGUACUGCUCCACUAUUUGUUAUAAAAGUGAGCAACAUCUGGAAUGUUCUGAAAAUUUUUACAAAGAAGAGGUGGUUAGGGAGCUUAAGUCAAUGAAAGGCACUCCAGCAGAAAAACAGAAAAUAAUCCAGAUGCUUAUGACUGAAAAAAAAGAAAAUGAAGAUUUUUUAAAUAGUGAUGUUUCACAACGUUUAGAAGACGUCUGCUUAAAUGACACAGAUCGUCUUUGGGACAGAUUAACAGAAGAUGAGAAACAUAUAUUUUUAAAAAAAAUACAUAGUGGUAACGUUAAUUUUCUCUCUGAUUGGCAACCAUGGUGGGAAGUUGAAAGACUCAAGGUGGUUGAUAUCUCUGAUAAGUUCAUUCAAGUGGAAUGUCCUAAAAUUCUUAAAAACAUUCCAGAUUUGAAGCAUAUACUUUCUAAAUCUCCAAGCAGUAAUGUUCAAUAUAAUAUUAUGGAAGUAAUUCUUGUUUAUAUAUAUUCUAUGCGAUUACAUAAUGGUGAUCUCUAUGAUUAUCCUGAGGACUCAUUAAAUAUAAUUUUCAGUUUAUCAAAAUCCUUGUCACAAAACUAUAUGUUUGAUAGUUUGUCUUGUGUUAUAUAUACAUUAACUGAAAAUAUCAAUAGAAAUAAAUUAGUUAAUGCUUCACUCAUCACGCUAUACCUAAAAGAUGCUGAAUUGAUUUUAGUUUCAAAAGAUCAUUAUGUGCUUGUUUUGCUAUCUGAUUUAUACAGAUUCUUGAAAUGGUGCAAAAAGUAUUUUCCUAGUAAAUUGGGAAUGGCACCCGCCAUUUAUAAAACAAUGAAAAAACUUUAUUUUUAUAUUGCAUUUGCGAAGCAGUUUAGUUAUAAUAUUUCAGAGAUAUCUUUAGAACUCUAUUCAAUCAGAAACAAAAUGGUGGAGGAAUCAAAGUUGAUCAAUCAACAACGCAAUGAUAUUGAAGCAAAUUUAGAACAAUUAAAAUUGAAACAACAACAAAAAGUUCUUAUAGAGGAAAUUCAUUAAAAAUGCAUCUAUCAGUCUUGACAAUUGUUCUUUGAAAUUUUACAAACUUUAAUAAUUAUGAAAGUGCAUUAA